Molecule: messenger RNA, 780 nt
Organism: Annulohypoxylon maeteangense
Lineage: Eukaryota; Fungi; Ascomycota; Sordariomycetes; Xylariales; Hypoxylaceae
Exons: 1
Coding region: 1-780 (259 amino acids)
Source: RefSeq, a predicted model, not a curated record
AUGUCUUUUAUCUUUACCAAUCCAAUCUUUAAGGCGUUCGUCGACCCCGAACAGAACGACAGCGGAGAGCCUAACGCCCUUCAUCUAAUGAUCGCAAAAGAAUGCUACCGAUUUCAGUCAAAUGUCCUUGGGAUCCCGCCGCGAUUCGGCGUCUUCUCCGACGGUCCUCGCGAGCUGCAAGCGUACGAGGGUUAUCACUUCGUCCUUGUUCUCUACCAGGUCAUCGUCAUAUGGCUCUUCUGCGGAGUACCUCUCUUUGCCCUCACCAACUUCAUCGGACUGUAUCAGGUACAGCUAUGCUCUCUGACGUUCAUGGGCAUCGUUGGUAUCUUCACGCACUACUGGAUCUACAUGAUGCUCGAUCCUCGCCGCAGACCCGAGACCUUCCAUGAGGUUUGGCGGCCGGAGGGAUGGCGAAAGAUACUUUUGGAAACCAAGCUCCAGGAAAGGAUCCAGCACGCGAAAAUACUACGUUCGAAGCUUCGGAAGAACAGUUCUGAGUGGAUGAAGUUGUAUCAGCAGAAACAUGAAUCUGGAAGAGCACAUGAGCAUUUUCAUGAUCUUAUGGAGAGGAUAGCAGUGGAAAGGGGCAUAGAAGCCCUCGUCGCUCGCAAGGAGGCGGAGGCGGAGGCGAAGGCAAAGGCGGCUGCUGCUGCUGCUGCUUCUACUUCAUCAUCAUCAUCGUCGUCGUCGUCGUCGUCGUCUUCAUCUUCAUCUUCAUCAUCAUCUUCAUCAUCUUCAUCUUCUUCAUCAUCAUCAUCUUCUUCUUCUUCUUCUUGA